Salvia splendens (bonfire salvia) is the source of this 489-nucleotide messenger RNA. Its product is annotated as glutamic acid-rich protein-like. NCBI's taxonomy places the organism in Eukaryota, Viridiplantae, Streptophyta, Magnoliopsida, Lamiales, Lamiaceae. The record is from RefSeq and is a predicted model, not a curated record. Bases 1 to 489 code for a protein of 162 amino acids. The transcript is spliced from 2 exons.
AUGGAGUUCUACUCCUCCUCCAUAUUUCAAUCUCUUGGUGAAAGAAAAUGCAUGUUUUUACUCUGCAACGGCAUCCUCGCAUUUUUGGCCAAAAACCUCAACCUCAACACCUCAGCCCGAGACAAUUUCGACCGCGAAGAUUGUCUUUUUACCGUCGAAUAUGAUCAUAAUUCGUCGAAUGCUUCUGAAGUUCCAGAGGAGAUAGAAAUAAAGGUUCAAGACGACCGCGCCUCUCAGAAUGCCGCGGAUGAGAUCAUAGAGACUGAAAUAGUGUGCGAAGAUUGGAACGAAGAUGAAGAUGAAGAUGGAGACGAAGACGAUGAAGAUGAAGAUGGAGACGAAGACGAUGAAGAAAGUGAGCCGCCUUCGGUGGUGAGCGAUAUGAGAGUUAGCACGGAGGAGUUGAACAAGAAGUUUGAUGAGUUUAUUAGGAAAAUGAAGGAGGAAAUUAGGAUUGAAGCUCGACAGCAAUAUUUGAUCGUAGUGUAG